Molecule: messenger RNA, 3332 nt
Organism: Ahaetulla prasina
Lineage: Eukaryota; Metazoa; Chordata; Lepidosauria; Squamata; Colubridae
Gene: TGFB3
Product: transforming growth factor beta 3
Exons: 7
Coding region: 1418-2650 (410 amino acids)
Biological process (GO): transforming growth factor beta receptor signaling pathway; BMP signaling pathway; SMAD protein signal transduction
Cellular component (GO): extracellular region
Molecular function (GO): growth factor activity; cytokine activity; type III transforming growth factor beta receptor binding
Source: RefSeq, a predicted model, not a curated record
UUCUCAGGGUCAACGUCUUGUCAUGACGCUGUUAUGAGACUGAGCUUUUCGACGCUGUAAUACGUUCAAGCCAUAGUUAAAAAUGAGGAUCUUUAUUAGAAUUCAACCGAUCUGCCAGAUUUACUUGGAAGAAAUCAUUCCACCAAACUUUAUAUUUGAGUAUGGCUGCGGGAUCGAAUCAGUUCAGUUAGUCAAAAGCGUUUAGUAAUACUGGGGAAUGAUUCGAGUGCAGGAUCAUACAGGUGUGCCAACACAUAGAUUCCGCUUGUUGGCACCACGGGUGAUCACGAGAUCGUGGCAAAACACCAGCACGCAGAAGGGACGCUUGGGAUGCUUCGAGGACGUCGGCUGUAAUCGAAAAAGUUUCCGACCAACUUUCCCUAUUUUAUCUCACGCCCCUGGAUUUUCGGGCCCGCCAUUCUUCUAGGGGUGGCGGGGAGGGAGAAAGAAAGAGAAAGGAAAGACGACACAAUUCAUGAGGUGAAACCUUUCAGCUCUACUGAUAACUUCGUCGAAGCUCGGAAGCCGAAGCUCCCAGGCGCCACCGCCUUUCCAGAGCCCGAAAGCGCCCACUGAGCAUUUGCGCUGGACGCGGGAAGGCUGGGCUUGGAGAGAGAGAGCCCUCCGUUGCUCCCCCUGUGCCCAGCCUGGUCUCAAAGACGUCAUGAGAGGGAGGUAUAAAAUUUCAAGCGAGAGAAACAGAAGCAGGCAGUGCGCCUGGCGAGAAAAGGCAGAGGAGGCGACGGCGAAAGGGGGCCGAGCGGAGCUCGACGGCGGGCGAGAGCGGAACGGCUGAGUCUCGGCGGAAGAAAAGAGGCGGCUUCUACUAGAAACUGGGCAGGCGGGCGACGGCGGAUGAGCUCCGAAAGCCGGUCAGGAGGCACCGCUUGCAGCUUUGCCCGUCCGGCCGCCCGCGCCAAGCUCAGGAGCUCUUGAGAAAAACAGCAAAGGCCAUUCAGGCGCGUCUCUUGAGGGGAGCCGGUCUCGGCGCAGUUCCCACCGGUAUGGCGAGCGACGAAGCAGCAUGAAUGGGCAGCCACAAGUGAGCUCUCGGUCCCUGACACGUGCGCUCUCCGUGGAGUCUCCCCGCCGCCUGCCUCCUCCGGACCUGCCCAGCGGCGCUGCGGGAUUGGGAGCCCGGGCGAGGCGGUGAAGCCAGCAGCUCGGGCCGAUUUGCCACCCCACCCCCGCCCUCAUGGAGAGGAACCCCGGCGGGGCGGAGCGCCCAUCCGCUUCCUCCUCUGCCUCGACGGCGGCCGUCGGUUCUUCCUAGGCUCGGAGUCCAACCCGCUCCCGAGGCCGGCGGGGAGAUCCUUCAUGCCCCUUCUCGCGAAGUGCCAAGGAUCUGCUUGGUCGCCCGCAGCUUUCCUGCGGAGUUUCCCCGCCGCUCUUUCCCCACCUUGCGCCACGCCUGAAGAUGCACUUGCGCGGGACUUUGCUGCUCCUCUCGCUCCUGAGCUUGGCCACCGUCAGCCUGUCGCUCUCCUCCUGCACGACGCUGGACCUGGAGCAUAUCAAGAAGAAGAGGAUAGAGGCCAUCCGGGGCCAAAUCCUGAGCAAGUUGCGCCUAACCAGCCCUCCAGAGAGUGUGGGGCGAAGCCACGUGCCCUAUCAAGUCCUGGCUCUAUAUAACAGCACCCGGGAACUACUGGAGGAGAUGGAAGAGGAGAAGGAGGACAGCUGCUCUCAGGACAACUCGGAGUCCGAGUACUACGCCAAAGAGAUCCACAAGUUUGACAUGAUCCAGGCCUUUCCCGAGCACAAUGAGCUGCCGCUCUGCCCCAAAGGAGUAACAUCCAACAUGUUCCGCUUCAAUGUGUCUUCAGCAGAGACAAACAUCACCAACCUCUUCCGGGCAGAGUUUCGGGUCCUUCGUUUGCCAAACCUCAGCUCCAAACGUUCUGAGCAGCGUAUUGAACUCUUUCAGAUCCUGAAACCUGAUGAGCAUAUUGCAAAGCAGCGGUACCUAAGUGGCCGAAAUGUACUGACACGGGGCUCUCCUGAAUGGCUAUCUUUCGAUGUCACAGAGACUGUCCGUGAAUGGCUUUUGCAUAGAGAAUCUAAUCUAGGACUGGAGAUUAGUGUCCAUUGCCCAUGUAACACCUUUCAAUCCAAUGGUGACAUUCUGGAGAACCUACAUGAGGUGCUGGAGAUCAAAUUCAAAGGGAUAGACGGUGAAGAAAGCCAUGGCCGUGGGGAUUUGGGGAGCCUGAAGAAACAAAAAGAUCUGCAAAACCCCCACCUGAUUCUGAUGAUGCUGCCUCCACAUCGUCUUGGAAGUUCAGCUGUGAGAAGCCAGAGAAAGAAACGAGCAUUGGACACCAAUUUUUGCUUUCGGAAUCUGGAGGAGAACUGCUGUGUACGUCGUCUCUACAUCGAUUUUCGUCAAGAUCUGGGCUGGAAAUGGGUGCAUGAGCCGAAGGGAUACUUUGCUAACUUUUGCUCCGGGCCAUGCCCUUACCUUCGUAGUGCAGAUACUACACACAGCACGGUUCUUGGUUUAUACAAUACUCUGAAUCCUGAAGCAUCUGCUUCCCCCUGUUGUGUUCCUCAGGAUCUGGAUCCCCUGACUAUCUUGUAUUAUGUUGGAAGGACCCCAAAAGUGGAACAGCUGUCUAACAUGGUUGUGAAAUCUUGCAAAUGCAGCUGAAAAGGACCCAAUGCAAUUCCCAGCGCAGAAACAGCAACCACUACCCUUGAUCCCAGAGUAAAACUCAAUCCUAAACCCAUUUCUGCCUUCCUGACUUUAUCACUUUGUUUCCUUAUGAAGUUUUUUUUUCAUCCAUGUAUGGAUAUUUGAGGAAAUGGACACAAGACAAGCUAGAUUUUUAAUGGAUAAAGGCCACCAAAUAAGGAUUUUCCCAAGGAAGAAAUCAUGAGCAGAGCCGGAGCAUGCAGAGUAUAUAGAAAAACUAGACUUCUUUGCCCAUCACUAAUUGUUCCAUCGAGCUCAACCUUUUUUGCAAGAGGAGGAUGGCUGGUUUCCUUUUAACUGGACAUACUUUAUUAGCAUCCAUACCAUAAUGGAAGUCAUUAUUCUGCAGACAGUGAGCAAAGGAAAUUUGUGGUCCAAAUAUGAAUCUUCUCCGUUUUCUCUUUCCUCCUGGAACACCUGCCGGAGGGCUUCUGCCACAGCGGUUGGCUUUGUCCCUCUAUCCCAACCCUGUUCUUUGAUAUCUUCAAAGAAUCUUGAGGCUGUUGUGGUGGUUGAGAUCUUCUUUAAAAAAAAUCUGCCCAUCCUGUACAAGGAUUUAGCCUAGGCCACACCUGCCAAAAUUUUAUACAAAAUGUUAAUCUCAAUAUUGUAAAAAAAUAAAUAUUUUUCUUUUGGA